Zootermopsis nevadensis is the source of this 666-nucleotide messenger RNA. RefSeq names its product mitochondrial ribosomal protein L53 (gene mRpL53). Gene Ontology annotation, cellular component: mitochondrial large ribosomal subunit. Lineage: Eukaryota; Metazoa; Arthropoda; Insecta; Blattodea; Termopsidae. The record is from RefSeq and is a predicted model, not a curated record.
AACAAAAUUUGGCAGCAAGCUUUCGUUUGUUAUUCAAAUGCAAGGAAUCAAACAUGCUGCUGUGAUAGUGGAAUUUUGAGCUGCAAAGUUGGUGGACCUGAAUAUGCGGAAAGAUGUCCGUUCCGUUUUCAGGCACGUUAAAGAGGUCUGCAGGCAUCAGCAGUGCAAUUGCCAAACAGCUGCGGUUUGUGAAUUUGAAACCACUGAAAAAGGUUAUUGUUAAAUUUGAUCCUUUCGACAAAAAUGUAACAGAAACCAGGGAAUUCCUGUUCAGUCUGACAGGCUCAAAAAUUCUAGCAACAAACCUUAACUGUAAGAUCAAGACAGAAAUUUUGUGUGACCGAAGUGAGCCAUCCAUCACUUUUACACUAAACAGUAAAGAAGUGAUAGUUUUCAAAAGCGGGAAUCUAACCAAUCUGGAGCUUCUGCAACUUUACAACAAACAUAUCACACCACUAGCAACAACUGAAGAACCAGAAACCAGCAUACCCAAAACCAAAUCUGAGAAAAAAGCUGGCAAGAGGCGUUAGUUAUAGCGUUAUGACAGUCAUUAUUUACCUGUAGAAACCAAAAUGUCAAAAAAAAAUUAUAAUCUACAACUGAUUGACACUAUUUAUGAACAAGUACCUGCAUUUACAGAUUUGUUUGAUGAAGAUACUUGGUAUG